AUGGACGACGCAUGGCGAGAGGCCCGCGAGGCACACGUGGCUGGGCUCAGCGGCUCACCACUCUGGGUCGUUUGUGCGGUCUCGCUGGUCCUCCCUGUGGCGGCGGCGGCGUCGAUGGCUAUGAGCCGCUGGCCGGUGGCGGCGUACGCGGUCCGGGUCUUCCUGCUCCCACCGGGCCUGCUGCAAGCAGGAGUGGCGGCACUCUCGACGUACCGGGCUAUGGUGAUGGUGGCGACGGCGGUGGCCAUCCUCGCCGUCGACUUUGACGCCUUUCCGCGGAUGUAUGCCAAGACCGAAGUCCACGGUGUCUCGCUGAUGGAUGUGGGCGUGGGAUCGUUUGUCUUUUCCAAGGGCAUGGUCACGCCGCCGGAGCGCAAGGCCACGCUGGGUGCCUUUGUCGCCAACCUCGCGCCACUCCUGGUCAUGGCCAACAUCCGCCUGGUUGUCCACAAGGCCAUUGGCUACCAGGAGCAUGUCUCCGAGUAUGGAGUCCACCUCUCGUUCUACCACACCCUCUGUGGCAUCCUCGUGGUGGCUUGGACUCUGCCGCGCAUGUCGCGCGCCGCCGCCGCCGCUCUCGGCCUCGCCGCCGCCGCUGCCUACCAGCUGGCGUUGACCGGCUACGACUCCGGUGCGCUGCAGGCGUAUCUGCUGGACCCGGAUCCGGUGUCGCGGACUACCUCGUUUGCUGCCGCCAACCGCGAGGGCCUCUACUCGCUCGGCGGCUAUGCCGGCCUCUUGCUGCUGGGCAUGGGCGUGGGUGCUGGGCGGAACCUGGCGUCGCCGCGGCGGCUACUUGCCAUCGCCGCUGCCGCUUGGGCCGUAUAUGCCGGUCUGGUUCUUGGCUUUGGUCUGCAGGCCUCGCGCCGCCUGGCCAAUGGGCCGUACAUUGCGUGGAUCGUGGCCCACAACGUCUCGCUCCUGGCGGCGCUCGUCGCGCUCCACGCCUACGGCGGCCGCGGCGCGUGGAAGCAAGCCAUCUCGCCUGCUGUGGCCUUUGUCAACGGCCACCAGCUGCUCUUUUUCAUCCUCGCCAACCUCGGCACCGGCAUCGUCAACCUCUCCAUUGACACCCUCUCUUUCGGGCCAACCUUUGCUCUGAUCGUUGUCUCCUGCUACAUCCUAGCGGUGCCUCUGGUCGUAUCCGCAGCCUCCUCCGCCAUCGGCCUCGUCUUCUCCACGCCUACCUCCACACCCACCAGCCCAAUCUAUACUUCUCCAGCUACCGACUGCCGCGGUCCCGGCAGCGGCCAAAAGAAGCGGAAUACAUGACCCAUACGUGCCCCCC
This is a messenger RNA of Thecamonas trahens ATCC 50062, 1288 nucleotides long. RefSeq lists its product as uncharacterized. The record is from RefSeq and is a predicted model, not a curated record. Gene Ontology annotation, molecular function: glucosaminyl-phosphatidylinositol O-acyltransferase activity. Gene Ontology annotation, cellular component: membrane; endoplasmic reticulum. Lineage: Eukaryota; Apusomonadida; Apusomonadidae. Gene Ontology annotation, biological process: protein localization to plasma membrane; GPI anchor biosynthetic process. The transcript is spliced from 2 exons. The coding region runs from base 1 to 1272 and encodes 423 amino acids.